Phytomonas sp. EM1 is the source of this 2394-nucleotide messenger RNA. Lineage: Eukaryota; Euglenozoa; Kinetoplastea; Trypanosomatida; Trypanosomatidae. The record is from the annotation of a GenBank genome assembly.
AAAAGUGUCAAGUCAGUAUAAACGAUUCGUUUGCUUUGUUAUGAUUUGACUUAAUCACAUUAGAUUUGUUGCAAUUACACACAUGUGUCUAAUAAAAUCUAAAAAUAACAAAAAAAAUAUAGUACUGAUAUCUGAGAUUUUAUACUCCCUUGAAAUUCCAUUUAAACACCGACAACCAAGCAGUGAAGCGUCUAUUUACUAGUAUUCACCCUACCUUCGCAAGCUCAGAGGUGUGAGAAAGUAGAGAAGAAAAAAAAAGAAGCAAUGGCAGGCGACAUCAUGACAACCUCAAAGCACACGCGCACCCUCACCCCCCAAUUCAUCAGCACUGAAGGCUAUGAAGCGGCCCCGUCAGUAGGGGCGACGCACAUCGGCAGCCGCGGCAACCCCCCUCAGCCGUGCGAGUCCUCCGCUAGGGCGGCGCCCAGCCACGGCGCUCCCUCUGAAUACCCCACGUCGAGCGCGAACCUCACCCCUAGCGAGCGCAGGGAAGUCGUGGAGGUCGUGGUCCACACCCCCUACGCGGUUUCGAACGGAUCCGUCAGGGACGAUCUGAAAGGUACUGGGCAGCACAAGAGCUCCAGCUUUCAUGCGCGGGUCACCUCCGAGAGGGUGACGUGGAAAGACAAGUCGCACAGCGGCGAAGGCGAAGGCGUGCCAAAAGUGCUUCUGUUACACCACCGUAUGGGGUAUAGCAUCAUUACACUGACAGAAUCGCAACGGAAUCUGUAUAAGUGGGCAAAUCUGGAGAAGUAUUUGUUAUACAAAGGACAGAAGUACUCUUGUGUGAAUAUUUUAGGCCGUUUCUGCAUCAUAUUGCUCAUUAUUUACACUUUCGGCACCUUGUUCUUAGCGUUUAGCAUGAGCACAUCGAGUUGGUUGGUUUUACGAUCUGGCGUAGUCUAUGAGAGCUACAGUCUUUUUGUGAGCUGCCAUGACCAGCCACUUAGGCUCGCCGUGUGCAGUAUGUAUGCAUUGCUUAAACAUCAUGAAAGCUUGCUCCCGAACCUUGCGUUGUGCGCCGCAAGAGGAAGCACUCAACUAAAGUAUGCAUUCACAAUGUUGGGGGUUUCUAUUUUUCACAUUAUCUGUCAGAUCAUUGUCCUUUUUGAGGUCUUUUGGAUUGCAGGGCGCCCAACGCGAUCACGCACACUCCUUAUGACGAUUCUUUUCCUCUGGCUCUGUGUGUUCGCAGGCAUCGUUAAUAUCGUAUUAUUUCCCCAUUCCGUUGACUGCGAGAGGAAUGCUUGUAAAAUGGGCACACAGGGAAGUCCAUCAUGCGAACCCUUCUAUGGAUGGGGUUACAGGCUCUAUAGCGCAGUAAUUGGGAUCAACGUAUUCUGUGCGUUGAUGUCAAUCUGUAUGUACAGCUAUAUCCACAUGAUAGGCCAGAACAUUUCAACACAGCUAGAGGAGGAGCGGAGCCGCCGCUGUGAGCAAGAAGCUGCUCAACAGUGUAGUCAGGACCACAACAGUGGUGAAGCUGAUUUCGAAGCGGGUGACAAUAUGAAUUAUACGGUAAACAACAAUAGCUUUGUGAAAUGCACUAAAGUCAAGCCUUUUUCAAUGCAGGCAAGCACCACAACGAGAGACGGAAGGAGUAGCGGCUACUAUCGACUUAAUAAUUCCUGCAUGAACUUCUCCACACAGAAUCGCAAUGGGCAAGCAGUCCAUUCACCUCAGCACUCAUCACCGAACUUUCGGCACUCUGAUGUGGUGCAGCAUUUAGCUAAUUCCAGCCCCACACGGUUUUCCAGUACCAAAAGUGAAAGAAGUCAGGCGCGUGUAUUCUUUCUCGAUGGCGGGGAAGACCACCCCAGAAACGGUAAAGAGGGCUGCGUGGCUUCCGACACCCUUCCUCACCCUAACGCCGCGAGGACCAUGCCCGAGCAACACCUUGAGUGCUCUUCCCCGCUGUGGCCUGUUCACGGUAAGGAAACCCCUCCCGAGUCCACGCUGCGGCCACAAUCUCGAGGGGUUGAGUUUCCUCAUGGAUGUGAGAUUUACCCCGCUGAAGGGUGGCGCCCGAGGUCGGGGGAAUGUCGGACCGCGGGCUCGCAGCAUAACGACUUUCCCGAGCAUCGACACGUGCGUAAGCGCCGUAGCCGUCUUUCUCGCCUUUUCAGAUGGGACUCGAAUCCAGACUACAUCACCGCGGCGGAGCUUGGGGUACGGAUUAACGGUGCCCAAGACUGGGUAUACCACGACCGGAGCGAUAUGUAUUAUUCCUUUGAGCGCAACAUGUUUUGGGAUCCGUUAACACAUGAGUAUUUUAACUGCGCGUUAAAAUGCUGGCAAGAAACACCUGACAAAAUAGCUCAUACAUGUAUGUUAGCGACCACAGGGACUCGGGGGAAGAGGAGGAAAGUUGAAUCGAGGGAAAUCGGACGGUGA